Molecule: messenger RNA, 1947 nt
Organism: Acomys russatus (golden spiny mouse)
Lineage: Eukaryota; Metazoa; Chordata; Mammalia; Rodentia; Muridae
Gene: Wdr46
Product: WD repeat domain 46
Exons: 15
Coding region: 100-1947 (615 amino acids)
Biological process (GO): maturation of SSU-rRNA from tricistronic rRNA transcript (SSU-rRNA, 5.8S rRNA, LSU-rRNA)
Cellular component (GO): small-subunit processome; 90S preribosome; nucleolus
Molecular function (GO): protein binding
Source: RefSeq, a predicted model, not a curated record
GAUGAUUGGACGAAGACCGGAAGACGUCCGGAAGUUCCCUAGAGGGCCGUGGGACGGCCGAAGGGAGUUCCACACGUGGAUCGCUGCUGGCUCCGAACGAUGGAGACGGUCCCCAAGCCGGGUAGGGGUGUCCCACCCAGGAAGGACAAACCCCAGGCCAAGAUGAAGAAACCGCGGCGCUACUGGGAGGAGGAGACCACCGCGCCCGCCGCCGGCGCCUCUCCGGGGCCGCCAAGGAAGAAGGCGAGGGUUCGGGAGCCGCGGCCUCAGAGGCCCGGGGGCGCGCGCGUCGCCAGGACGCCUCGGCUCGCCCGGGGCGCCCCGGAGCGGAGGAAGCCGCCGAGGACCCUGUCUGGGGCCCAGGACCCGUUCCCAGGACCCGCCCCCGCCCCCGUGGAGGUGGCCCGCAAGUUCUGUCGCAUCGACAAGUCCGCAAAGCUCCUGCGUUCGAAGCCUAAAACCCGAAGCAAACUGGAGACGACCGAAGCGCAGGAGCAGGAGGCGAGCGUCAGAGCUGCCCGAGCGGAGCUGCUGCUCGCGGAGGAACCUGGGUUUCUGGAAGGAGAGGAUGGGGAAGACACGGCAAAGAUACUGCAGACGGACAUCGUGGAGGCUGUGGACAUUGCUAGUGCUGCCAAGCACUUUGACCUGAGUCUGAGGCAGUUUGGACCCUACAGACUGAACUACUCUCGGACAGGCAGACACCUGGCUUUAGGAGGGCGUCGGGGUCACGUGGCUGCCCUCGACUGGGUGACAAAGAAGCUCAUGUGUGAGAUCAACGUCAUGGAGGCAGUGCGGGACGUCCACUUUCUCCAUUCUGAGACGCUGCUCGCCGUCGCCCAGAACCGCUGGCUUUAUAUCUACGACAACCAGGGCAUCGAGCUCCACUGCAUCCGCCGCUGUGACCGUGUAACUCGCCUUGAAUUCCUGCCCUUCCAUUUCCUCCUGGCCACCGCUUCAGAGACAGGGUUUUUGACCUACCUGGACGUGUCAGUUGGGAAGAUUGUGACAGCUCUGAAUGCGCGUGCUGGACGACUCAGUGUCAUGGCUCAGAACCCCUAUAAUGCCGUUAUCCAUCUCGGACACAGCAAUGGCACCGUGUCCUUAUGGAGCCCAGCUGUGAAGGAGCCACUGGCGAAGAUUCUGUGUCACCGUGGUGGUGUGCGGGCUGUGGCGGUAGAUUCCACAGGCACGUACAUGGCCACCUCUGGGCUGGACCACCAGCUGAAGAUCUUUGACUUGCGAGGGACAUUCCAGCCCCUGAGUGCCCGGACCCUGCCCCUGGGAGCAGGGCAUCUGGCUUUUUCCCAGCGUGGACUCUUAGCAGCAGGAAUGGGCGAUGUCGUCAACAUAUGGGCAGGGCAGGGCAAGGCCAGCCCGCCCACCCUGGAGCAGCCCUACCUCACUCAUCGACUGUCAGGCCACGUGCAUGGACUCCAGUUCUGCCCCUUUGAAGACGUGUUGGGGGUGGGGCACAGCGGAGGCAUCACCAGCAUGCUUGUCCCUGGGGCUGCUGAGCCCAACUUCGAUGGUUUGGAGAACAACCCGUACAGGAGCCGCAAGCAGCGCCAGGAAUGGGAGGUGAAGGCUCUGCUGGAGAAGGUGCCUGCAGAGCUCAUCUGUUUGGACCCCCGAGCCCUGGCGGAGGUGGAUGUGGUCAGCCUGGAGCAGCAGAGGAAGGAGCGGGUAGAGAGACUGGGCUAUGACCCCGAUGCCAAGGCUGCCUUCCAGCCUAAGGCAAAGCAGAAGGGACGGAGUUCCUCAGCUAGCCUGGUGAAGAGGAAGAAGAAGGUCAUGGACCAGGAGCACAGGGUACGCAAGCGGGGGCCCACAUGUCAGCCUGACAAAGUCCGGCAGAGCCUUGAGCAGCAGCAGAAGCAGCAGAAGGCAGCGCCGGCCAAGCACACUGGAGCCCGCCCAUCUGCACUGGAUAGAUUUGUACGAUGA